Molecule: messenger RNA, 2795 nt
Organism: Pseudogymnoascus destructans
Lineage: Eukaryota; Fungi; Ascomycota; Leotiomycetes; Thelebolales; Thelebolaceae
Gene: APL4
Product: clathrin associated protein complex large subunit
Exons: 4
Coding region: 178-2673 (831 amino acids)
Biological process (GO): intracellular protein transport; receptor-mediated endocytosis; Golgi to vacuole transport
Cellular component (GO): Golgi apparatus; membrane coat; AP-1 adaptor complex
Molecular function (GO): clathrin-cargo adaptor activity
Source: RefSeq, a predicted model, not a curated record
CCCCACAAGCGAAAGGUGUUGCUCCCUAUGAUCGCCUGGGGAAACUUCACUUUCUACGCACUUUACGGCCUUUCUAUUUACAAAUGAUAGUUUAAUCAACACGGCGAAGACGACCCGGACCUUAUCUGCUAGAGGAGAACUGACUUACGCCCCAGACCGGGGUCUUCACAAGCCAGGAUGAGUUCUUUGAAGCAGUUCAUUCGGAAUGUUCGCGCGUCGAAAACAAUCGCCGACGAGCGUGCCGUGGUUCAGAAGGAGAGUGCAGCUAUCCGCGCGAGCUUCAGGGAGGAAAGCGGAGACCACAAUGUUCGAAGGAACAAUGUAGCCAAAUUAUUAUACCUCUUUACCCUCGGCGAGCGGACACAUUUCGGACAGAUCGAAUGCCUCAAGCUGCUGGCCUCCCCUCGAUUCGCGGACAAACGAUUGGGAUACCUAGGAACGAUGCUGCUUUUGGAUGAGAACCAGGAGGUUCUGACGCUCGUCACAAACUCCUUGAAGAACGACCUGAACCACUCGAACCAAUACGUUGUUGGGCUGGCUCUGUGCACCCUCGGAAAUAUUGCGUCAGUUGAGAUGUCAAGAGAUUUAUUCCCCGAGAUCGAGACCCUCAUUUCAACAGCGAACCCAUACAUUCGGAGGAAAGCGGCCCUAUGCGCAAUGCGGAUUUGCCGAAAGGUCCCCGAUUUACAAGAGAAUUUCGUUGAUAAAGCUGCCAACCUCCUUUCAGACCGCAACCAUGGCGUGUUGCUGUGUGGCUUGACCUUGGUUACCAGCCUUUGCGAGGCUGAUGAGGCCGAGGGCGGUGAGGAGGGAAUCGUUGAGAAGUUCCGACCGCUCAGUGGACAACUGGUACGGACUUUGAAAGGACUGGCCAGCUCUGGAUAUUCCCCUGAGCACGACGUUACAGGCAUCACCGACCCCUUCCUACAAGUUAAGAUUCUACAGCUCCUGAGGGUUCUGGGACACGGCGAUGUGCAGACGAGCGAGCAUAUCAACGACAUCCUGGCACAAGUCGCAACCAACACAGAUUCUACAAAGAACGUUGGAAACUCUAUCCUUUAUGAAGCCGUUUUAACUAUUCUCGAUAUCGAGGCCGACUCAGGACUUCGCGUCCUUGGUGUUAAUAUCCUCGGAAAGUUUUUGGCGAAUAGGGACAACAACAUCCGUUAUGUGGCACUCAAUACUCUUAUUAAAGUCGUGGCGAUCGAGCCCAACGCCGUCCAAAGACAUCGCAACACCAUUUUGGAGUGCUUGCGUGAUCCCGAUAUUAGUAUUAGAAGGCGAGCUCUCGAUUUGAGUUUCACGCUUAUCAACGAGAGUAACGUCAGGGUGCUCAUUAGGGAACUACUCGCUUUCUUGGAGGUUGCAGACAAUGAGUUUAAGCCGAUCAUGACUAGCCAGAUUGGUAUCGCCGCAGAUAGGUUCUCGCCAUCGAAGAGGUGGCACGUGGAUACGAUGCUUCGUGUUCUCUCGCUCGCUGGAAGCUACGUCAAGGAGCAGAUUUUGUCCUCGUUCAUCCGACUCGUUGCUACAACUCCAGACCUACAGCAAUACGUUGUGCAAAAACUAUACACUGCGCUAAGGAAAGACAUCACCCAAGAGGGCCUCACAUUAGGAGGAGCAUGGUGCAUUGGCGAGUUCGCCGAUCUCCUUCUGAAGGGCGACAACUACGAGGAAGCCGAGCUAGUCCAGGAAGUCAAGGAGGGCGAGGUGAUCGACCUCUUCUCGACCAUCCUCAACAGCAGCUACGCCACCCAAUCCGCAAACGAAUACAUCAUCACGGCCCUCAUGAAGCUCUCAACGCGCUUCACCGAGGCCGCCCAGAUCGACAGGAUCCGCCGCAUCCUCGCGGGCCACUCGCGCAGUCUCGACGUCGAAGUCCAGCAACGCGCAGUCGAGUACGGCAACCUCUUCGCGCACGACGCUAUCCGUCGCGGCGUGCUCGAGAAGAUGCCUCCGCCGCAGAUCAAGGAGGAAUCGCGCGUGCUCGGCGAGGCUACCAAGAAGCCCAAGAAGAGCGCGGCUGCUGCUAACCGCCGCUCCGCGCCCGCCAAGAAGAACGCCAGCGAGGACCUGCUUUUCGACCUCAUGGGCGAUGAUAGCGGUGCGCCACAGGCCGACCUAGGUGCCGCGAUGGUCGGCCAACAGAACACUGACCUCCUCGCUGAUAUCCUCGGCGGGACUACCUCGCUUGCGCCGUCCGCGAAGUCCGGCAGCAACGUCAACGACAUCAGGAACCUCUUCGGCGCGUCCAGCACGACAUCACCCAUCGUCCAAAACACCCCCGACAUGUUCUCGAGCAUGUCUCCCGCCCCAACGGCGCCAUCGCCACAACCCGCCGGCGUACUGCCAUGCUACUCCAAGAACGACCUCAACGUGACGCUGCAAGUGCAGCGCAACGCCGAGGGCGUGGUGCUAGUAACCGCGCGCUUCGCGAACGCGUCGUUCACGGAUAGAAAGUCCGGCGUUGGACUGCAGGCUGCGGUGCCGAAGACGCAGAAACUGGCGCUGAAUGCGAUUACGAGUGGGGAGUUGGGGCCGGGGCAGGAGGCGACGCAGAGUAUGCGGAUUACGGGGAGUAAAGGGCCGUUGCGGUUGAGGCUGAAGAUUUCGUAUGCUACGCCUGCGUUGGGGAGUUUGGUGGAGCAGGUGGAUUGGUCGGAGCCGAGGUAGAGUGGGUGAAGGAAUGGAAGGAUUGGAUGUUGCAUUGAGCGUUUUGAAGGGAUGGUUGUGUAGAUUUGGAUUUGGGGAUGUGCUGUGAGAGGGCAGGUGGGCAUGUCAAGAUGGUAAGGGAG